Messenger RNA from Xenopus tropicalis (tropical clawed frog), 6395 nucleotides. RefSeq names its product erb-b2 receptor tyrosine kinase 2 (gene erbb2). NCBI's taxonomy places the organism in Eukaryota, Metazoa, Chordata, Amphibia, Anura, Pipidae. Gene Ontology annotation, biological process: regulation of cell population proliferation; ERBB signaling pathway; regulation of signal transduction. Gene Ontology annotation, molecular function: protein kinase activity; protein tyrosine kinase activity; transmembrane receptor protein tyrosine kinase activity. The record is from RefSeq and is a predicted model, not a curated record. The transcript has 27 exons. The coding region runs from base 157 to 4128 and encodes 1323 amino acids. Gene Ontology annotation, cellular component: nucleus; perinuclear region of cytoplasm; organelle.
UCCCCUGUGCCCCCUCCCUGCAGGAAGUGCCUGUGUAGGAAUGAAGCGGGGCAGCUACACAGGCAACUGAGAACUUCUUUCCCGGAGCAGAGAAUCAGGCAGGGGGGCCGGCUGGCAGCAGGGGGGCUGGCAUGGCACUGCGGGGGCACUGACACUAUGGGGUUACGGCCAUGGCUCUGGGGGCUCUGCGCCCUGCUGCUCCUACUGAGGGGACGCGCCGCCGAGGAAGUAAUGGGGGAGGUUUGCACUGGCACCGAUAUGAAGCUGCUUCAUCCCUUCAGCCAGAGAAACCACUAUGAGACUCUCUCUACUAUCUACCGUGACUGCCAAGUCAUCCAAGGGAAUUUAGAGAUAACCUACCUAAUAGAAGAUAAUGACGUAUCCUUUCUUAAGGACAUUAAAGAAGUACAGGGCUAUGUCCUAAUUGCGCAUAACCUGUUGAGUUAUGUGCCCUUGGAGAAUUUACGGAUUAUCCGUGGCACUCAGCUGUACCAGGAACGAUACGCCCUCGCCGUACUGUCCAAUUCAGACCCCAGUGGGACAGCCGGCCUGCGGGAACUGCGCAUGAAGAACCUAACAGAAAUCCUAAAAGGCGGCGUGAUCAUGGAGAAUAACACCCAGUUAUGUUUCCAGGACACAGUCUUGUGGGCAGAUAUCCUGAGCCAAAGCAACAGCCAGAGAAAUGAGGUGGUCCUAGGCUCCAGCAACCGCCAAUGCCCAACCUGCUCCCCUGGAUGUGGCUCCCUUCCCUCAGGCAAAUCUGGAUUUUGUUGGGGAGAGGGACAGGAGUACUGUCAGAUCUUAACCAGCACUAUCUGCAACAGUGGAUGCCAGAGAUGUAAAGGGAACCAUUCUACUCACUGCUGUCAUGAGCAGUGUGCUGCAGGCUGCACUGGACCCAAGAACUCUGACUGCCUGGCCUGCCUUCACUUUAACCACAAUGGAGUUUGUGGGUUGCACUGCCCGCCUCUCAGAACCUACAAUCCAGAGACCUACGAGUCUGUACACAACGAGGGUGGCCGGUACACUUUUGGUGCAAGCUGUGUCACCUCUUGCCCAUAUAACUACCUUGCCACCGAGGUUGGCUCGUGCACACUCUUUUGCCCUCAGGAUAAUCAGGAAGUGAUUGUGGGCAAUGUGCAAAAAUGUGAGAAAUGUGACAAGCAGUGCAGUAAAGUGUGUUAUGGACUUGGAAGGGACUUCUUGAGAACGACACAAGCAGUUAAUGCCUCUAUCAUCCAUCAUUUCCAAGGCUGCACUAAGAUCUUUGGGAGCCUGGUAUUCCUUUCCGAGUCCUUCAAACCAGAUCCCAACAAACCCAACUCAGUCCUCAAUGCACAGAGCCUUGAGGUCUUCAAGACCCUUGAAGAAAUCACAGGAUAUAUAUAUAUUGAGUCUUGGCCAGAAGAACUCAAGAGCCUCAAUGUUUUCGAAAACCUGCGGGUGAUUCACGGACGAAUGCUACAGAACGGGGCGUAUUCAUUGGUCCUGAGGAACCUUUCAAUCUCACACCUUGGCUUGCGCUCCCUGACGGAAGUCAGCAGCGGGUUGGUGCUGAUAGAAGGUAACCCAGACCUGUGCUUUUUGGAAAGCGCUCCGUGGGCUUCACUCUUUAGAAACCCAAGACAAACUAUACUGAAGACAAUCAACAAACCCCAGGAAGCCUGCGACCAAGAAGGGCAGAAUUGCUUCAGUCGCUGUGAUGGCAACAAAUGCUGGGGUCCUGGGCCAUCCCAAUGUGUUCGGUGCAAUGGAUUUCUGAGAGGCCAUGACUGCAUUGAGUCUUGCAAUGUUCUGGACGGAUACCCAAGAGAGCACGUUAAUGGAAGUCAGUGUGUGCCUUGCCACCCUCAGUGCCUCCCACAGAAUGGAACUCUGACAUGCAAUGGCACGGAAGCUCACCAGUGUAUGGAGUGUGCUCACUAUUUGGACGGAGAAGACUGUGUGGAGCAAUGCCCUAGUGGGGUGAAGGGAAAUUCCUUUGUACCCAUUUGGAAAUACCCUGACAAGGAUCGGAUCUGCCAGUUAUGCAAUGUCAACUGCUCCCAUUCGUGCAAUCAGCUGGAUGAAAGGGGCUGCCCAAUUUUACCAGACAACAGCCAAGUGUACAUGGUAGCUUCAAUUGUGAUUAGCAUUCUGAUUGUGAUAACCAUAUCAACUGCCAUUGUGCUGUAUAUCCGGCGCCGAAAGCAGCUGAAGAAGAAGCACACCAUGCGCCGCCUUUUACAGGAUGAGCUUGUGGAACCGCUGACUCCAAGUGGGGCUAUUCCCAACCAAGCCCAGAUGAGGAUCCUUAAGGAGACAGAACUUAAGAAAAUGAUGAUCCUAGGAUCUGGGGCAUUUGGUACUGUGUACAAGGGUAUUUGGAUUCCAGAUGGUGAAAACAUCAAAAUCCCAGUUGCCAUCAAAGUUUUGAGGGAGAACACGUCACCUAAAGCCAACAAAGAGAUCCUUGAUGAAGCCUAUGUGAUGGCAGGGGUGGGCAGCCCUUACGUUUGUCGGCUGCUAGGGAUCUGCCUUACAUCCACCGUACAGCUUGUCACCCAACUCAUGCCGUACGGCUGCUUACUGGACUAUGUGAGGGAGAACAAAGACCGCAUUGCUUCCAGAGAUCUCCUCAACUGGUGUGUGCAGAUAGCAAAGGGGAUGACCUACCUGGAGGAUGUGCGCUUGGUGCACAGAGACCUAGCUGCACGCAAUGUACUGGUGAAGAGCCCGUCACAUGUGAAAAUCACAGACUUUGGCCUGGCCCGACUAUUGGAUGUGGAUGAGACUGAGUACCACGCUGAUGGUGGAAAGGUCCCCAUCAAAUGGAUGGCUUUAGAGUCCAUUUUGCAUAGAAGAUUCACCCACCAGAGUGAUGUCUGGAGCUACGGUGUAACAGUUUGGGAGCUCAUGACCUUUGGGGCAAAACCCUACGAUGGAAUCCCGGCCCGAGAAAUCCCGGACCUUUUGGAAAAAGGGGAGAGGCUUCCACAGCCGCCAGUCUGCACCAUAGAUGUUUAUAUGAUCAUGGUUAAGUGCUGGAUGAUAGACUCAGAAUUCAGACCCAAGUUUCGGGACCUCGUUGGUGAACUCUCUCGUAUGGCUCGGGAUCCGUCACGUUAUGUGGUCAUUGAGAAUGAAGAGUUCCUGGCUCAGGCGAGCCCGAUGACCACCCAGUUUUACAGUGCCUUGCUGCAGGAAGUCGGGAUGGAUGACCUGGUGGAUGCAGAGGAAUAUCUGGUGCCCCAGAGGGGAUUCUUCCCAUCAGAGGAUGUUACUUCCGAGCAUCGCAGCAGGAUUUCAUCAACGCGGAGUGCUACAGAGAUGCAGGCAGAGCAGGCGCUGCUGCAGGAGACUGCCCCCAGUGGUGCUGCACUGGCUCGUACCAUGUCAGAGAGGUCGGGGGGCAGUGGCUCAGAUGCAUUAAGCGAAGGGGAAUAUGUGUUUGACCCACCCCAAAAUGAAGAGAGCGGCUCUCCACACAGAUAUACUGAUGACCCACUGCACUCCGGCGAGGAUGAGACUGACAGUUGUUUCUUUGAAGGAGACUGCAUUUCCCCAAGCAUUCCCCUACACCUACCAGCUGAGUACGUGAACCAAAAGGACGGAGAAAGGAACCAUUCGCCUGUAAAAUCCCAGAGAACAUCUGUUUCGACCCUAGAGAGGCAGAAGUCCACGCAGGAGAGGCAUAAGUCCACGCUGGAGAGGCAUAAGUCCACGCUGGAGAGGCAGAAGUCCACGCAGGAGAGGCAGAAGAACACGCUGGAGAGGCAGAAGUCCACGCUGGAGAGACAGAAGUCCAGUUUGGAUAGACAAAAGUCCACCCUUGAAAGGCAGAAGUCCACAUUAGAGAGGCAGAAGGCUCAGCAGUGCAAGAACGGCCUUGUCCGAGAGCUGAGGAGCCCUCCUGCCUUGUCUUCUCUGGACAAUCCCGACUACCUGCCCCCACCGGGACUCAUCCUGCCAAACGGCUUUCCCCAGGCCUUCGACAAUCCCUAUUACUGGAACCAUGAACUCAACUUGGCUAAGGCUGACGGGGAUCCUGCGCAGGGACAUAACGGAUUCACCACACCCACAGCCGAAAACCCCGAGUACUUGGGGCUGGAUGAAACCAUGAUCCGACCUCGGGACAUAACUGUGUAAACGACAAAAGAGAGAACUUGUUCCAUAUAUACCGGCAGCUUUUUUUCCAUAAGAGAGCAUCAGGGAAAUAACGGGGCAAUAUUUAGUUGCAAAAUGACGAGCAUUAAUUUUACCCCUGGGCAGAACUGGUCCGUGUAAAGUUGACUCUCUUUGUAUUCUUCUUUGUUAUACCGGGUUAAAAGGUUCCCAAUAUGAGGGUUCAUUUACAAACACAAAUGCAAAGCACAAAAUCUAUUGCCAAAAUGCGACUGAUAAAGGUAUUUGCACCCUUACACACUACUUGCAACCAGCUUAUGCCCAGUGCCAACACCCCGGUCCUGCCUGCUUGGAUGACUUUCAUAAAAAGGUGCAAAGUAGAGGCCUAGAGAUACAAGGGAGCCCUAAAAUGAACUCCCGCCUUCAGGAGAACGCCACUCCCCGUGCUGCCUUUGCACGCUGCCCUUGCACAAGUAACCGACUUGCACCAGUGCCUACAUCAUUAAUACAGUAUUUUGAGCGUGUUUGCUAUUAAAGUGGAAUUCUGGGAAAACACACACUACAUUGUGCCUAAACAAAAACUAUUUGCACCAGUAUUUUGCACUUUGCACUGCCUUAGUAAAUGAGCCCCAAUAGAUGUUGUGAUUUAAUCAGCUAUGGUGGCUAAUAUAUCACCCCCUCAUCCAUUAACUUCUAUUUCCAGCAUUCCCCAGCAGCAUAUGGAAUUAUAGUUCAGCAACAGCCGGAGCGGCUUGGGGAUACCACCACUAAAGUUUUGUAUCUGCUCUGCAGAAUGUUAUGGUAGCAAUAUUUCAGUGUAAUUAUGCUCAAAAGAUGGCAGUUUCCAGGCGGCACGGUACGGCCUAGGGUUUUAUAUGGUCUCGUUACUGGUCAGUUUGAUAAACAGAUAGAUAAUAUGAAGACCAAGGGGUCGGGGACAAAGAAUGGCUGAAGCAAUAGUGUUAGGCAGUUAGCAAAUAUUCCAUCUUUGUUGGCUGUAUAAUUUAUGGAGGCCUUAAGGGACCAGGGGGGGUCAUAAAAAUCCCUCUACUGGAUAACACUGGCCUGUGUGUGAUACAUGAUACCUAAACAUUUGUAGGAAAUAGCCUUGCCACCUUUAUUAACUAUACUGGCCAGGGGUGGGUGAGUCAGGUAGGGGCGGGGGUUAUGACACAAGAGGGGGCAGAUGUGAUGGGGCAGUUUCGAAUGGAUCUGGCUAAUGUUAUAGAAUAUUUUAUGGGGAAAGAGCAGUAUCGUGGAGGACAGGGCCGAUCUAGGCUGGUAAAAUACUGGCAAGGUGGCAACACAAGUAGGAAAAGGGAAACAAAACAACUGGUGAUGGGUUUGGCCUGGACUGGUGUGAGCACUAGUUACUGGGUUGCAAACUGGAAUAUGUGCAUUGGAGUAACCUAUUUAUGAUUUGGACAUCAUGUGAUAAUGAGUUGCACUAGAAAUAGCACCAGAGCCAAUUUACUGAACACGCUAUCAUUUCCCUAAUGCAUAGAUGAUUUUGCUUACUAUCCCACCCAUGCAUUGUAAUAGUUCCCAGGUAUGGCCUCAUUCUCCCCAUAGCAGCUCUCUGCCCCAGGGUGGGGUUCCUGCUUCAGGCGGUAACAUCAUGUGUGUUCCUAGAGCAACGGCACCCUUGGUACAGUCGCCUCCUUCCGGCUGGGACAAAUAACCAGAACUGACUGACCUGGGGCAGCAUACGGUUAGUUGUAUAGGGCUGCUGUACAGGAGAAGCACUGCAGCAGCCAAUGCCUUCAAACUAUUAUUCUAACCAUUAACUUUGGCUUUAGUUUCCAUGUAAGUUCUGAAGUAUGUGUAUGGUUGAACUGCAUGCCUAUUGCAUUCAUUGCUACUGAGGCCCAUAUCUACACGGUACCGUGCUCUCUCACCGCCGUCACAAUCUCACACAGGGGAGAGGAAACCCAUAGACACUGGUUCUGGAAGUGCAAAACAUCUCAGUUCAUGUAGCAUCCUGUUUCUUUCUCAGUCAGGUGAGCUGACAAUCUAUCAUAGCGCCUUGGUUUCAGGGGAAAACACUUUCGAUGUGCAAAUCUCCCCGUCGGCAGGUUUUGUAUAAAAUGUGUAUAUUUUUGGUUUUGUACCUGGAAAUAUGUUGUGUGUUUUUAUAAGCGUUUUAUUUCCUGUUGUUCCUCCCCUUCCCUCCCCCCCCCCCCCCCCCGAAUGUGCACUUUCUAAUUCCGAUCUCACGGUGGGCGACCUUGCAAGGAACUCUAAUUGUGUUUAUACUUUAUUUUCAAGGUUAUUAAAACACUAAAACCAAA